This is a messenger RNA of Prunus dulcis (almond), 597 nucleotides long. RefSeq lists its product as uncharacterized. The record is from RefSeq and is a predicted model, not a curated record. Lineage: Eukaryota; Viridiplantae; Streptophyta; Magnoliopsida; Rosales; Rosaceae. The coding region runs from base 1 to 597 and encodes 198 amino acids. The transcript has a single exon.
AUGAACCACAUUGAUUGGCUUUUUACGGCAGUCUAUGCGCACCCUUGCCCUGGCAUCCGCAAAAAUCUUUGGAGUUAUUUAGAUGGGAUUGCUUCGGCCACUAACCUCCCUUGGAUGAUUGCUGGUGACUUCAAUGAGUUGGUUGACAAUUCUGAAAAAUGUGGUGGUAAUCCCAUUUCUCAUGGGAGUGGCCUUGUGGAUUGGAUUGAUAGAAACAAUUUGAUUGAUCUUGGUUUUAUUGGUGCUCAGUUUACUUGGUGCAGGAAAAAUGAGAAUGGUGUCCUCACUUGGGAAAGAUUGGAUCGCGGUCUGUCCAACAUUAACUGGAGACAUCAAUUUCCCGAGGCCUUUGUCAGACACCUCCCUAGAGUCAAGUCUGACCAUUGCCCCUUACUCAUUAGCCUUCAGUCUACUCACCUCCCUUGUGCUACUGCCAAAUCUUUCAGGUUCCAAGCCAUGUGGCUCCUGCACCCUACCUUUCGCAGCUUUGUGGUUGAUAAAUGGGCUAACUUUACUGGAAGUAUCCUCCAAAAAACUCAAGCCAUUUCCUAUGCUCUCACUACUUGGAAUAUGGAAGUGUUUGGGAGCUUAUUUUGA